GUUUGUUUAUUUUAAAGGCCGCCCUUCUCUUUGUGAACUUCCGUUCACGCGCCCCUGUGCACUUGCGCUCUCGGGGCGUACCUGGGCUCGUGGCAGCCGCGCGCUGAGGGUCUGUCUCUUUAAGUCGGUGUCAAAGCCGAUUACCGCUGAUCUGCGCCGUGAUUCCGUUUGCACCGUCUGUUCCCUGCGUCUACUUCUGUUUCUGCGCCGCUGACGGCUCCACUUAUGUUUUUAAAUUUUAUUAUUAUUUUUUUAUUUUAUUUUUUGAACCGAAAAACGCGCGGCAGGUGACCGGGUCUCGCUGAAGUUUGACAUGGACACAUGGCGGCAGGGCUGCUGAGUGAUGUGCGGACGCUCCAACUUUUCCUGCCGUGCUAAGCCUGGAUUACCUCCCCCUGCAGACGGAGGCAUCAGCCGCUCUCUCCUCGGUAUCCAUCCGCUAAAAAUAACCAGUGCUCGUCGGGUCGGGGGAUGCGAGGUGAUGUGAUGCCUCGGGUUUGAAGUUGGCACCCGAGAGAAAAAAAAAAUAAGCUGAUCCAGACUGAAAGUAACAAGAUUCACGACACGAGUCUGAUGAAGAUCCCUCUGCUUUUUCUUUUUUUAUUUUUCAUGGAGCAAUAUUAAAGUCUGAUAAAGCGUCCGAGAAGAUCAAAGCUCUCUGCUACAACUGAAACCCCGUCUCCUUUCGCGUCCACUGUCCUCACAGAGACUCUGGUGGAGUCAUCACUUCUUCAGUCCCUCCAACUUUUCGUACCAUGCUAAGCCUGGAUUACCUCCCCCUGCACACGGAGACAUCAGCCGCUUUCUCCUCGGUAUCCAUCCGCUAAAAAUAACCAGUGCGCGUCGGGUCGGGGGACGCGGGGUGAUGUGAUGCCUCGGGUUUGAAGUUGGCACCUGAGACACAUAAAGAGCGGAAAAUGCAGAAGAGCGUGCGGUACAACGAGGGCCACGCGCUGUAUCUGUCGGUGGUCGCGCGCAAAGAGGGCACCAAGCGCGGCUUCCUGAGCAAGAAGAGCCCGGAGAACAGCCGCUGGACCGAGAAGUACUUCGCGCUCUACCAGAACGUGCUCUUCUACUUUGAGAACGAGCAGAGCGCGAGGCCCUCGGGGAUAUACCUGCUGGAGGGGUGCACGUGCGAGCGCGCGCCGGCGCCCAAAGUGUCCGCGAUCAGCAAAGAUCCCCCGGAGAAACAACAGCACUACUUCCUGAUCGUCUUCGGCCACGAUGGACAGAAACCUCUGGAGCUGCGGACGGAGGAGGAGUCGGACUGCACCGAGUGGGUGGAGUUCAUCCAGCAGGCCAGCUACUCUGACAUCAUCAUCGAGCGUGAGAUCCUGAUGCAGAAGUACAUCCACCUGGUGCAGAUCAUGGAGACGGAGAAGAUCGCAGCCAAUCAGCUCCGCACUCAGCUGGAGGACCAGGACACGGAGAUCGAGAGGCUCAAAGCUGAGAUUGUCGUGUUGAACAAAACCAAGGAACGGAUGCAGCCGUACCAGAACAACCAAGAAGAGGAGGACCCGGACAUUAAAAAGAUCAAAAUGGUGCAGAGCUUCAUGCGUGGCUGGCUGUGUCGGAGGAAGUGGAAGAUCAUUGUCCAGGACUACAUCUGCUCCCCCCACGCUGAGAGCAUGAGGAAGAGGAACCAGAUCGUGUUCAACAUGGUGGAGGCUGAGACGGAGUACGUCCACCAGCUCUCCAUCCUGGUCAACUGCUUCCUGAGGCCGCUGCGCAUGGCCGCCAGCUCCAAGAAGCCUCCCAUCAGCCACGACGACGUCAGCAGCAUCUUCCUCAACAGUGAGACCAUCAUGUUCUUGCAUGAGAUCUUCCACCAAGGUCUGAACGCUCGUAUCGCUAACUGGCCCACUCUCGUUCUGGCCGACCUCUUUGACAUCCUGCUGCCCAUGCUGAACAUCUACCAGGAGUUUGUGCGUAACCACCAGUACAGCCUGCAGGUCUUGGCCAACUGUAAACAGAACAGAGACUUUGACAAACUCCUGAAACAGUACGAGUCCAACGCCGCCUGCGAGGGCCGCAUGUUGGAGACGUUCCUCACGUAUCCCAUGUUCCAGAUUCCUCGAUACAUCAUUACCCUCCACGAGCUACUGGCUCAUACUCCUCAUGAACACAUCGAGCGCAAGAGUCUGGAGUUUGCCAAGUCCAAACUGGAGGAGCUGUCGAAGAUGAUGCACGACGAAGUGAGCGACACCGAGAACAUCAGGAAGAACCUGGCCAUCGAGAGGAUGAUCGUGGAGGGCUGUGACAUCCUGCUGGACACCAGUCAGACCUUCGUCAGACAAGGUUCUCUGAUCCAGCUGCCGUCCAGCUGUGAACGGGGCAUGCUCAGUAAGGUCCGCCUGGGCUCCCUGUCCCUGAGGAAGGAAGGAGAGAGACAGUGCUUCCUGUUCACCAAACACUUCCUCAUCUGCACCAGGACGUCUGGAGGGAAGCUGCACCUGCUCAAGCAAGGAGGAGCGUUGUCUCUGAUCGAGUGCACCCUGAUUGAGGAGCUGGACGCCAACGAUGAGGACUAUAACGCUGCAGGUCAAGGCUUCAACCAUCUGCAGUUUAAGGUGGUGGUGGAGCCUCCUGACGGUCAGAGCUUCUCCGUCGUCCUCUUGGCUCCGUCCCGCCAGGAAAAGGCCGCCUGGACCAGCGACAUCAGCCAGUGCAUCGAUAAUAUCCGAUGUAACGGCCUCAUGACCAGCGUGUUUGAGGAGAACUCCAAAGUCUCUGUGCCGCACAUGAUCAAGUCUGAUGCCCGGCUGCACAAAGACGACGUCGACAUUUGCUUCAGCAAGACGCUCAACUCCUGUAAAGUUCCUCAGAUCCGAUACGCCAGCGUCGAGCGCCUCCUGGAGCGUCUCACGGACCUGCGCUUCCUCUCCAUCGACUUCCUCAACACCUUCCUCCACACGUACAGGAUCUUCACCACGGCCGCCGUCGUCAUCGACAAGCUGGCCGACAUCUACAGGAAGCCCUUCACCUCCAUACCGGUCAGGAUCGAGCAGCAUUCAUGUGACCGUCUGUCCAUCAUGUCCCUCUGUCCUGACUACAGUCUGAAGAUCACACAGCUGGCUCUGGACCAGUCCAAGUCUCUGGAGCUCUUCUUCGCCACCAACCAGUCCUCGUGGGGAACCGACCCCCUGAACAACAAAUCCCCUCGGCUGUGCCGCAAGUUUUCCUCCCCUCCUCCCCUCACCAUCCCCUCUCGCACCUCCUCUCCCGUCCACUGCCGCAAGCUCUCGCUCAGCUCCCCGGUCAGUGCUAAAGCCGGCGCCUUGGACCUGUCCACCACCCCGUCCUCCUCCGCAGCCAACUCCCCCACCUCCUCUCACUGCCCCUCCAUCUCCUCUCCGCCACCCGGCGCAACCAGGCCUCCCUCCGGAUUCUCCUCCCCUCCGCCCACCGCCACGCGCUCUCCCAGCCUCCCCCAGACCUCCGGGAUGUCCUCGCCGCCCCCCAUCUGCACCAAGGCCCCGUUGGACCUCAGCCGUGGUCCCAGCUCCCCGGAGCUGAGUCCAGCUGCAGCAGAGGACGUCAGCGGAGAGCUGCCUCGCAUCGACGCCUUCUGUGGGAAGCUGAGACGCAGCAUCCGCAGGGCUGUCCUGGAGUCAGUAUCUCUGGACAAGUUCAUUCCCGAGUCGCCGUCCAGCAGCGAGCCGGGCGACAUGUCUCCGUGCCGCUCGCCUUCCACGCCGAGGCAUCUCCGCUACCGACAGUCCGGAGUCACACCAGGGGAGAACUCCCGCUGCACGAUGUCUCCAGCUUCAGCAUUCGCCAUCGCCACCGCCGCCGCUGGACACAGCAGCUCCCAGGGUUUUAGUAAUUCUGAGAAAACCUGUGACAAAGAGUUCAUCAUCCGCCGAGCUGCCACCAACAGAGUCCUCAACGUGCUGCGACACUGGGUUUCUAAACACUCCCAGGACUUUGACAUGAACAGUGAGCUGAAGAUGGGCGUGGUCGGACUCCUGGACGAAGUUCUACGAGAUCCAGAUCUGCUUCCUCAGGAGAGGAAAGCUACAACCAACAUACUAAGUGCUCUUUCUCAGGAUGAACAGGACGAUGCUCAGCUGAGGAUCGAGGACGUCCUACAGAUGAAAAGCUGUCCCCUCCUCCACUUCAUCGCGGUGGAGAAUCCGAAGGCCGAGUGCUUCGAGUCGCUCUCGGCCAUGGAGCUGGCGGAGCAGAUCACACUCCUGGAUCACAUCGUGUUCAGGAGCAUCCCCUACGAGGAGUUCCUGGGUCAGGGCUGGAUGAAGGUGGACAAGUCUGAGAGGACUCCGUACAUCAUGAAGACCAGUCAGCACUUCAACGAUAUGAGUAACCUGGUGGCGUCUCAGAUCAUGACCCACACCGACGUGGGCUCCAGGGCCAGCUCCAUAGAGAAGUGGUUGGCUGUGGCCGACAUCUGCCGCUGCCUCAACAACUACAACGGAGUUCUGGAAAUCACCUCGGCUCUGAACCGCAGCGCCAUCUUCAGGCUGAAGAAGACCUGGGCCAAAGUCUGCAAACAGACCAAGGCUCUGAUGGACCGGCUGCAGAAGAUCGUGUCGUCAGAGGGAAGGUUCAAGAAUCUCAGAGAGACUCUGAAGAACUGUAACCCUCCGUGCGUCCCGUACCUGGGCAUGUACCUCACCGACCUGGCCUUCAUCGAGGAGGGAAGACCCAACUUCACUGAGGAAGGGCUGGUCAACUUCUCCAAGAUGAGGAUGAUUUCUCACAUCAUCAGGGAGAUUCGUCAGUUCCAGCAAGCCCCGUACAGGAUAGAGCACCAGCCCAAGGUGACUCAGUUCCUGCUGGAUAAGACGUUAGUGAUGGACGAGGACACACUGUAUGAGCUCUCACUGAAGAUCGAACCCCGAGUCCCGCCGGGCUAAUUCCCACAGAGCUGACUGUUGACGCAGGGUCGUGAACAGUUUCACGUUUUGUGGUGAACUCAGGAGAAAAAUGUGCCUUGUAUGAACAUGUGAAGUAUAUAUAUAUAUAUAUAUAUUGUGUUGAAGAGACUCUUUGCCAUACGAUCCAAGUGUUGGCUACGAAACACGGCACGAGAAAGUCACCAGUUGCUGCUAUGAACAAUCUGCCUCGGUAGUUUUACACAAGAACACGGUCAGAUGAGUUUUACAUUCAUUUCUUCAUGAGCGUUGUUUAGGUAGUUAGCUGUCCCUUGUUCUUGGCCUCAGAUUUUCUGUGUGGCAGCUGAUUAAGAAUCUACACCGGACGUAUGAAGAGAUGUCGACAUCACAUGAAAGUCGAUGUCCCUCAUGCCUCCACAUUAGCUGAUCGACAUUAGCUUUAGCUUUUGUUGCUAAAGUUCUUCCCAACUUAUAGCCUGAAUCUGAGGGCCAACAUCUGAGAACCUAAGAUUGGCUUAUUUCCAAAGACUUAACCCUCUAGCGAGCUACACUGCUGUUAGCAUUUAUGCCCGCAUGCUGGUGGGUCGGCAUCAUUCUGGAAUUGCUAAUGGACCCAAAUGCAGACACAAGACACACUUUUAAUGAAAACUCAGCCAGUGCCUGACUUGGCACCGGUUAUUUGUUUUUCCCCCAAUUAAGCACCAAACCAGUUCCAAACUGGUGCAAGGCAAGCACCAACUUCAAGCUGGGCUAAACAGGGGCCAGAGGUGGGCGCCAUUUUUAAAACUACAACCAGCAGGCCGCAUCGAAAAGACAAGAAAGAAUUAUGUCUUUUAACAAACUCACGUGAUCGUGUUUUACGCUAACGUAAUGAUGUGGCUGCGACUCUGUCAGAACAAAUCAAGAAUCAAGAAUCAAGAAUCUUUAUUGUCCUUAUGCAAGGCACAACGAAAUUCUGUUCAGCAGCUCUUGGUAUAAAUGUACAGACCUGAGAUAUAUAAAUAAUAUAAAUAUAGAAUAGGAACAAACCGGUUCUUUGGGGGCACCAGGCUGGAAUCAGUUAAACACCCAACUACCACCAGGUUCCUCUGGGUGGAAAAGGGACAAAUGAGAAACAAUCACUCAUUUUCUGCAACUGCUUGUCCUCUGGAUGGUUAUGGGGAGUGGGCUGGAGGCUAGCCCGAGAUAGGGCUAACACAGAGAGACAGACCAACCAUUGAUACUCACACCUAGAACCAAUUUAGAAUCACCACUGAAACAAACAAGCAUGUCUUUGGAAGGUGGGAGGAAGCCGGAUUACCUGGAAAGAACCCACCAAAAGUGCUAACCACCACAGCCACUGUGCCGCCCCCGAGGAGAAACAAUUGGAGGGAAACCAGAGAUGGGAAGUGAAGCAGGACCAGAAACACCAAGUAAAAAGUUUACACAAUAAAAAACAGGAAACAAAAGAAGAACCAAACAUAGUCACAGAAAACACUCAAAAGUCCAAACCGUGACCUCGAGUUUCACGUUGGAGGUGGAGCUAAUGCUAAUGCUAAUGCUAACCUGGAAGCCAUAGGAACUUCUCUGGUCUGGAGUCUCUGUUUAGAACUGAUUUUUAAAAUUUUAAAUGGCGCAAACAAAAUAGAGAUUGCGGCGCAACAACUUGUUUUAACUCGACUGAUCUACACUCCAGUCCUGUAGGGGGCGGUAAGUAUUUAGUCAUUAAUAGAAAUUUGUUGCACCAGUUUCUGGUCAAGCAAGUUUCUGAUGGUUUUUACCCACAGAGUUUCCUAUUUUAACCUCAAACUUCCCUCCAGUCCCUAAGAACUGAAGAAGAUGAAACAUUUUUUCAAACGUUCUCCGGAUAUAAACCAUGACCUCGAUCAGUGAGAACCUUCCAAGACACACUCAAACAAAAAGAGGAGGAGGAAGAAGAAGACAUGUAACCAGAGCAUUUUCCUCUCCUACACAUAUUUUAAUUCUUAAAGUUGUUAUGGAGUCUCUCCUGUAAAGAUCUGUUGGGCCAAUCAGAUCAUUUGUGGGCGGGGCUUAAUAUCAUGAUGGACAGGAGAGUAACAGUCAUAAAUUGAACCACUUCCAAGGAAUCUGAACAAAAUUAUCUAAACAUUUAUUGACAAAGAGGUUGUGCAGCUAUUGAGCAUCAGAUCUACUGGAAAUAGAACAGAAGAAGAAGACGUCUCCAUCGUCUUCAUCUUUGGUUCAUCUUUGUUUUUCUUCCUCCUGGAAACUCCUCAACCUGAUGUUUUAACCCCACAUGGAGCAGACAUCAGAGGAAAUGGAUUUAUUCCAGGUUACCUCCAGAACCUCUUCACCUCCUCCACCAGGAGGUUUUAUUCUCAUUAGUAGAGGAGUCCAUGUAACCAGCUGCCACUCAGUAAACCUCACCGUACCUUCAUCCACUCUCCGAACUCUCCGGAUGUUUCUUGGCGUCACUUGUUUGACCAAAAUCUUCCGUUCCGUUUUCACGUUGCAGCUAAAAUCCUCGUAGCUUAAAAACUUAGUUUCCUUCUUGACAAUCAAACCUUUGCAGUUCUUUUUUUUAUUAUUUUGUACAAAUGUUUCUGAUGUUUUUUUUUUAUUUAUUUAUUUUAUUUUAUGCGAAUUAGUCUGGAAGUUGCCCCAGAAUCGGGGACGGAUUAGCUCCUGUCAGUCUGUUCAUAUCACUGUCGAUCCAUAAAGAGUGUCGUUCAUAGCAUGACGCUAGCAUUAGCAUCUGUCCUCUAGAUGAUCCUGGUAGGCCACCAUUACUGAGGGUUUUUUUUAGGUUGAUUUAGUCUUUUAUGCGUUAAUAUUUAACAUGUCCCCCGUCCUUCCUACUCUGCUGUAUGCGUCUGAAUUCCUCUUUUUUCCAUGAACUUCUCUGUGAACUGUACAGAUAUUUACACGACUCCAGGACUGGAAAUAAAAGCAGAAAGAUUUUAACUGGA
Molecule: messenger RNA, 7786 nt
Organism: Mugil cephalus (flathead mullet)
Lineage: Eukaryota; Metazoa; Chordata; Actinopteri; Mugiliformes; Mugilidae
Gene: rasgrf2a
Product: Ras protein-specific guanine nucleotide-releasing factor 2a
Exons: 29
Coding region: 918-4877 (1319 amino acids)
Biological process (GO): Ras protein signal transduction; positive regulation of GTPase activity
Cellular component (GO): plasma membrane
Molecular function (GO): protein binding; guanyl-nucleotide exchange factor activity
Source: RefSeq, a predicted model, not a curated record